CGAAUUUCAGUAACUCGUACCUUGCGAAACAGUUUGAUCCCGUUGUCAGCUGAUCUGCCAUCGAUUUCCUUCCUCUUUCUUUGUGUUUAUUUAUUUAUUUUUUACAAAUAAGUUUUCAACGGCUGUCACAACCGUUCGCCGACCUCAUCGCGUCGCUAAAUUCUGUUAAAAAAAUAUUCUUUUACGUGGAGAUUAAAAAGCUCUCCCUCAGUCUUGUGCACGAGAAAUUCUGUACACACCUUGUGAUGUAGGAAUUUUAUAACCUCGCAGAAGCAGCUUUGCAAGCCACGCGGUAUUUCGUCAUGUCCAGUGUUUCCAAAGUGUCUGGAGGAUGAAGAGAUAAAUGACCUUUACUACUAUUUAACCGUAGAGAACAUUAAUAUUAAUUAAGAAGUUAGUCUUUGGAGAAUAAGAAGACGGUACAUGAACAUAUAUAGAGAAAAGUAUCUUCUUGGAGAAUAAUUUUUUACACAUUUGCAUGUGGAUCAUCUAAGUUUUAAAUAAUCAGAAAAAUGUCGGAAAUAUUUGUCAAGCGAUUUACCGAUCUCCUGAAGGAUCAGCCCAGGGAAGCUCUGGAACUUUUCACAUCGCAGAGCAAUGAAGUGAUUGAGGACGCAGUAAGCGAGAUUGUGCCUAUUGCCGCUUCCUAUCUCACUGAAUCUUACUCGCAAUCCAAGGAAGAACUAUUUGAAUGCUGCAAGAGUGUGUUAAACAUCAUAGCGGAGAGAUGUAAUCCCAUGGAAACUGUACUGGAGUUCCUAGAACAGAUAGAGUGUCUGAAUGAUAUCAAAUUCUGUGCCAUUAUGGAACCACUAGGUAUAUGUAUGAUGAAGAUGCAAGACAAGAGCAAGGGCAUCGAGUGGUGCAUCAAUACCAUCAAGUCAUACAUCGAGGAUUUAGCAUCGUUAGACGAUGUUGAUAGUAACAGAAUCGUGAAUGUAUAUAAAGGAAUCAUAUUAUUUUUGGAACCAUUGGUACAAGAAGCGGUGAAGAUUAACUCUCAACUCGAAGAAGGAUCAUUGCUUGGGGAUUAUCUUUUGAGCUUCCUUAUUUCUCUGUGCGACAAGCUAUCCUAUUACUGGAACAAAAAUAUUGCUGAAGAAGGGAUAUGUGAAGAAUUCUUAGAAGAAAUAAUAACACUAUCCUUUUCUCUAACUGGAGACAUAUUAUAUUUCUUGAACAUUGUUAGCAAACGUCAUAGAAAUUUUAUCUGCAAGAAGUUACAAGAAGGACAUUUAUACACUGAAAAUUAUAAACGUAGUAUACUUUUUGAAUCGAGUGAUAACAUAUCAGAUUUAGCCUAUGCUAAUUUUUAUUUCUACAUAAUUACUAAAAAAGAUUAUUGGAAAAAUGUACCACAAAUUUAUAGUCCUUAUUACAUAUUUGAAAUGUGCACAUAUUUUUUUGAAAUUUUGCUUUGCGAAAAGGGAGACAUUGUAAUCUCGAAUGGAUUAUUUUUUAUGAAUACUGUUAUAAAGCGCGUUUUACCUCGGUCUGUAGAUUCUAAAGUGUUGGAACUACAAAUAUAUUUAGACUUAUUUAAAUCACUUAUUAAAAUAAUGAUUUACUGUAGUAAUGAUACGGAACGAAAAAAGGCGUUAGACAUUUUUCAAAAGUAUAUCGAAAUAUUUAAUAUAGAAGCUAGAUAUUCUGUUAUCUUGUAUUUGUAUGAAAUUAGCGAUCAUUCUGGUUUACUGAGCUUGAUCACUAGUAUACUUAAAUCUUCUAUCAUCGAUUGUCUUAACUCGACUCCACGAAAUCCUCAGUUUCUUGGAAAGAAUCUACAAUUGAUAUUAAAAAAAAUUUGUAAUUUGUCACAUGGAAGUUCGUCGGAUUUAGUUGAGAUAUCAGAUGAAGUUAUUACUACAUUGAACCUGUUGAGAUUCUUGUUUAUCAGAGAUAAGUACAAUGAAACAGGUAUUUGGAAUAUUACAAAUAUGCUAAAAAAUAAUUAUUUGAAUCCAUUGAGAGAAGGAAUACAUUUAUGUAAAACGCAUUGGGAAGUAAAGAUAAAGGAUUUAGAGCAACAAAAAAAUAAUUAUAAUAAAAUACACGAUUAUAAGGAGAUGAAGAAGGCCCACGCAGAAGUUUCGUUGACUGUAGGUGGUGAAGAAUUACCAGUGAUGCCACUUCCAGAAACAAUUUCUUUCUGUUAUCAAGCGAUAAAUGGUCUAGAUGUAAUGCAAAGUAUUCUUAUCCGGGUUAAUGAAUGUAUAGAUGCUGACAAAGAAUUCCCAUUAAUACAGUAGCUGAGUAAAAUUUUGAAACCAUAAGAUUGUCAUAAGCUAUAAUUGUAUACUGUUAAUUUUAUUGGUACAUGUCAUGUAUAAUUAAACAUAAAUUUUUUUACUAUCAUGUUAUGUAAAUUAUCUAAGAUUUAAUAAAAUAUUUCUUUUUAAUACA
This is a messenger RNA of Nylanderia fulva, 2403 nucleotides long. Its product is annotated as glomulin. Gene Ontology annotation, molecular function: ubiquitin-protein transferase inhibitor activity. The record is from RefSeq and is a predicted model, not a curated record. Lineage: Eukaryota; Metazoa; Arthropoda; Insecta; Hymenoptera; Formicidae. Gene Ontology annotation, cellular component: cytoplasm.